UACGAGUAUGUGGAUAAGCGAUGGGUGUUAUCGGACCGAUCGUAGGCGUAGUUCCGUAGGGCUUUCGACUCUAGUGUUUCGGCUGUCUGUCUGCCGCGUGGCGCGGUCGCGGUCGUCGACUCGCUGCACUUGCACCGGGUCCUCGGCGCUCGGCGCUCGGCGCUCGGCCACGCGCUCGGUCAGUGCGCGCCAACACACCGCCGUCGGCACACCGCGGCGCCGCGCCGCGAAACAAUACUUUUUUAAUACUUGAGUGGUCGGUUUUUGAGUUUGAAUUUAGACUUUGGUGUUGUUUGGUUGCACUUGUUGCACGGGCACGCGAGGCAGUGUCGCGGGCGUAGCGCGGAGCCGCACGCGCCGGCAUGCCACGCUAGGAGCAUGCGGCUGCUGCUGCCGCUGCUCGUGCUGCCGCUCGUGCUCGCGCGCCCUGCAGCAGCCGGGAUCUGCUGGUCGGGAAUGGAGCGCGACGGGCGUUGCAGCUCGGUGGCGGCGCUUCGCGUGGGCCGCGCCGAGUGCUGCGCGGGCGGCGCGCACGCCCCCGCCGCCUGGAGUCCGCGCGACCUAGACAGCGGCGAGAUAUUCUUCUACAAGGCGCUGUCGGGCGGUGUGCCCUGCACCGCCUGCGCCGAAUCAUGCGCAGGCGUGUCAUGCGGGGCGGGACGUCGCUGCGUGGUGCGCGGCGGGCGUGCGCGCUGCGUGUGCGCCGCGGCCUGCCGGCGCGCCGGCGCGGUCUGCGGCAGCGACGGCAAGACGUACCGCUCACUGUGUCGGCUGAGACGUAGAGCAUGCCGCCGCCCGGCCAAGCAUCUGUCGCUUGACUACCCGGGACCUUGUCGAGUGGGUAGCUGCGACGGCGUCCGCUGCGGCGGCGACAAGCGCUGCGUGCUGGACGCCGAGCUCGGCGCGCAUUGCGUGCGCUGCGGCGCGUGCAGCGUGGCCGGCGCGCCCGUGUGCGCAGUCGACGGGCGCACCUACGCCGGCGCGUGUGCGUUGCGGCGCGCGGCGUGCGAGCGCGGGAAGGCGCUGCCGCUGGCUUAUAAGGGCUCUUGCAAAGGUAAAAUUGUAGCGAAUGCAACCUGCGCAACAAUAUCGUGCAACGCCGGUCAACGAUGCGUCGCAGGCGGCGCGAGUGGCGCGCGGUGCGUGUCGUGCGGUUCGUGCGGCGGCGGCCUACGGCGAGAGCUGUGCGGGACAGACUCCCGGACUUACCCUUCGUGGUGCCGUCUCCAGAGGGCGGCCUGCCACGCCGGGCAGGUCGUCGAUCCGUUGCAUCCUGGGCCUUGCAAAGGGAGCAAAAACAUAACGGACAAUAGAGUAACUGAUGAGCGAAGCGGAGGCGUCGGCAAGCGCGUGCUAUAGUCACAUUUUCUGUACCUUGCUGCUUCGGUUUAGAUAACCUACGUUUUGUGUUAAUGUCUCUAAGUUUAUAGUCGAAGCCCAAGAAACGAACUUGGACGACGGCAUUUUACUGAAUAGGGCUUUCUUGACAAGUAAAGGGACACCUUAGAACCAUGAUCAAGUAGUGAGAUAUCUGGAAAAGUUAUUUUGAUAUAGUUCCACCAGACUCCAUUUCGUUCCGAAUUGUUGAAAUGAGGCACAUACCGUGUCAAUGAGAGGAGCUUCGUUACUGGCUAUCAACAAUAUGGACAUUAACAUUAGAAUGUAGGCAUUUAAUACAAAUUUUAGUUGUGUUUUGAACUGAUGUCUAUCCACCUAGUGGUCCGUUUGAUUACUAGAUUCCAAUGAGAUAAGCAUGCUAUGAUCAUGAAGGACGCAACUUACUGUUUGGUCCAUAGGACGAGUCAAUUUAUUUAGUAUUAACAAAAUUCAAAAAACGUAGAUACUUGUAGCAUUAGAUAUAGAUAAUUUUUAUCGAACGAUACAUAUUUCGAACUAUGUAGUUAAAUAACUCUAUAGUUUUAAUUAACACUUACAUAAUUAAAUUUGAGCACCAAAUCGUACUUAAUAUUUAGUCAGAAAUAUACUUAGAAGUGUAGUUAGCACAACAUUUGGAAUCUUAUUGUACUAGUAGAAACUCUCUAGUAAAAUUGGAAUUUUCUUCGUCGAUACGACGUAGCCGCUAGGGUAACUUAAAUAAUACUUUCAUCGGACUGACAAUUGUUCUUUAAAUUUUAUUAACUAAGACUUGAUAUUUUUACUUGACGAGAAAGUGGUUUUGACGUUUAUGCAAUAUUUAUUAUUAAGUUAUGAAAUAUUAAGUUUUAGUGCAAUAAUUUUAUUAAUUGGAAAUGGUAUGAUAUUCAUGUGUGUAAAUUUUUGUUUUUUAGAAAUGAGUCAAACUGUCGUGUCUACGGUCAAAAUGCAAUUUGGGCAUGUUUAGAGUGUUAAAUCGUUUUCAGUAUUAUAUGUAUUUAAGAUUAUUAGAAUAUUCUUAUUUUCGAAACAAUUUUUAGAUUGGAUGUUAGGUGAUUUUAAUAGACUGUAGAUAAGAAGUAAUUUAUUGUUACUUUUAAAUUAUUUCUAAAAGUUUCCAGCACGUUUUAUCUCGUUAGAGUAUUCGUAUUUCUCGGCGGAGUCAAAGCGAUGUGUGAUGUCAGUUUCAGUAGAUUGACUCUCUUGGCGUCCUGCUUAGCUUUAAUAAGUAACUCGAGUUCUAAAAGCGGGAGGCGCACUAGUCCACAUUCUUUCCCCUGCUUGAUUGCGCCACUAUUUUUAGUUAUAAUCCUGUAGUUAACUUGAAUUAUCUAAUUUUAACGCGCAUAUUCGACCUACUAAAUGUUGUGUAAUUUGUUUGCAAGUGCCUAGACAAGCCAAGAUUGAGAUACUACACAUUAUAUACUAGAUAGUGUAAUUUGACAUUUGUCACUUGUAUCGAUGGUGUAGUGUGUAAGCUUUUAGUAGAUUUUUAUUAGUAAGGCACGAUCUUGUACUAUGCUGAAGAACCUCUUGGAUGCUAUAAUAAUUAACCUUCAGAUAAGGUUCUUUAUAACAACUAUGGUGUUUCAAAUUCGUGUCAUACUUUGUGCGGGCAAUUGAUGGUACCUACUUAGACUUAGAAUGUGGACGUAACUAAUACAUAUGUAAUAUAUGACUUAGCUCUUGUCAAUUAUUUCCUAGUGCUAAACAAGUUGUUAACUGCACCUGAUAUAAAAAUACUUACUUGUUGUAGUUACUUAUUGCGAACUUAGAUGAUGUAUAAUAUAUUUGUCCUUGUUGAUUACUUUUCUUGGUCUUCAUAAAUAUUUUACAUGGAG
Molecule: messenger RNA, 3215 nt
Organism: Cydia pomonella (codling moth)
Lineage: Eukaryota; Metazoa; Arthropoda; Insecta; Lepidoptera; Tortricidae
Product: follistatin-A
Exons: 6
Coding region: 379-1359 (326 amino acids)
Biological process (GO): anatomical structure development
Molecular function (GO): protein binding; calcium ion binding; collagen binding
Source: RefSeq, a predicted model, not a curated record